Lodderomyces elongisporus is the source of this 1458-nucleotide messenger RNA. It is a transcript of the gene CAT1, whose product is annotated as catalase A. The transcript has a single exon. Gene Ontology annotation, cellular component: peroxisome; cytoplasm; mitochondrion. NCBI's taxonomy places the organism in Eukaryota, Fungi, Ascomycota, Pichiomycetes, Serinales, Debaryomycetaceae. The coding region runs from base 1 to 1458 and encodes 485 amino acids. Gene Ontology annotation, biological process: response to hydrogen peroxide; hydrogen peroxide catabolic process. Gene Ontology annotation, molecular function: heme binding; catalase activity. The record is from RefSeq and is a predicted model, not a curated record.
AUGGCUCCAACAUACACAAACUCCAAUGGUGCUCCAAUCCCAGAGCCUUUUGCCACUCAAAGAAUUGGUAAACACGGUCCAUUGUUGAUGCAAGAUGUCAAUUUGAUUGACUCAUUGGCACAUUUUGACAGAGAAAGAAUUCCUGAAAGAGUUGUUCAUGCUAAAGGUUCAGGUGCUUAUGGUGUCUUUGAAGUGACUGACGAUAUCACUGACCUUUGUUCCUCUGCAUUUUUGGACACUGUGGGUAAAAAGACUAGAACUGUGACUAGAUUCUCAACCGUUGGUGGUGAAUCUGGUUCUGCUGACUCUGCAAGAGACCCAAGAGGAUUUUCAACCAAGUUUUACACUGAGGAGGGUAACUUGGACUUUGUUUACAACAAUACUCCAGUCUUUUUCAUUAGAGACCCAUCCAAGUUUCCACACUUUAUCCACACCCAAAAGAGAAACCCAGAAACUCACUUGAAGGAUGCAAACAUGUUUUGGGACUAUUUAACUUCAAAUGAAGAGUCGAUACACCAAGUUAUGAUUUUGUUCUCAGACAGAGGUACUCCAGCUUCAUACAGAGAAAUGAAUGGUUACUCGGGACACACUUAUAAGUGGUCCAACAAGAAGGGCGAGUGGCGUUAUGUCCAAGUGCACAUGAUUGCUGACCAAGGUCGUAAAUCAUUAACCAAUGAGGAAGCUGGUCAAUUAGCUGGAUCUAACCCUGACUUUGCUCAAGAGGAUUUGUUUAAGAACAUUGCUGCUGGUAACUACCCAAGCUGGACCUUGUAUGUUCAAACCAUGACUGAGGAGCAAGCCAAGAAGGCCCCAUUCUCUGUGUUUGACUUGACCAAGGUUUGGCCACACAAGGAUUACCCAUUGAGAAGAUUUGGUAAAUUGACUUUGAAUGAAAACCCAAAGAAUUACUUUGCUGAAGUUGAACAAGCUGCAUUUUCACCAGCAAACACUGUUCCAUACAUGGAGCCAUCAGCUGACCCAGUCUUGCAAUCAAGAUUGUUUUCAUACACUGAUACCCAAAGAUAUAGAUUGGGACCAAACUAUACCCAAAUCCCAGUCAAUUGUCCAGUCACUGGCCGUGUCUUUAACCCACACAUGCGUGAUGGUGCAAUGACUGUUAACGGUAACUUGGGUUCUCAUCCAAACUAUUUGGCAUCAGACAAGCCAAUCAAUUUCAGAUCCUACUCGAUUCAAGAAGACCAAGAAGUUUGGGAAGGUGCAGCUACUCCAUUCCACUGGAAGGCUACUCCAGAAGAUUUCAAACAAUCACAAGCAUUCUGGGAAGUUCUUGCUAGGUAUCCUAAUCAACAAGAGCACUUGGCUCACAAUGUUGCUGUGCACGUUGCUAGUGCCGAUGCUCGUAUCCAAGACAAGGUCUUUGCUUACUUUGGCAAGGUUAACUCUGACUUGGAGAAGAUGAUCAAGAAGGAGGUUUUGGAAUUGAGUCCAAGAAAGUAA